Messenger RNA from Aspergillus clavatus NRRL 1, 264 nucleotides. RefSeq lists its product as uncharacterized. The transcript has 2 exons. The coding region runs from base 1 to 264 and encodes 87 amino acids. Lineage: Eukaryota; Fungi; Ascomycota; Eurotiomycetes; Eurotiales; Aspergillaceae. The record is from RefSeq and is a predicted model, not a curated record.
AUGACUCACUGUGGUCUCCUCGGACUCAAAGAUGCAGACACAUCUGGAGACAUCAGUACCAUCCGCGUCGAUCGAUUGUCGCCUUACGAUCAGUUGUCUCCCAUUCCCUACAACGGACAUAAUGUCAUUGUGAUAGUCUCAUACAUGCAACUAGCCGUUUGUGUCACCAUUCGCGAUGCUCCAGAAGCGGGGGACUCAAUUCGGGAAUCCUCGAACUCUAAGCCGAAAUGGCGGAUUCAGUACUUUGUUCUUCCUAUCCCGUGA